UAUUGUAUGUUAUAAUAUAAAAGAUUAGAAGAAUUUUUGAAAAAAUACUAGUUUAUGUAUAUUGCAUGUACAUCUCGCGUGAGCUUGAUCAUGGAAUUCUAGAAAAUCCACUUUACGCAACGGUUGUCUAAGGUUCUUAGAAAAAGCUAAAAACACGCGGCUUGCCUCCCCCACUGCUGCAACUUAUACUUGACCCGGCCAAUCGCUGCAGCUCAAGGUUCUACCUCAGCCAGUUCUCGUCUCUGAUGAGGUCCUCCCCUCUACACGGUGUCAUUUCCUCAGAGUCCCUCAGUUCGCUCAGUUCUUCCUGGCCGUUACCGUCUGACAGAGCGAGGCAGUACGAGCCGCUUGGACAAGUGGUUUUGUUUUGUGGGCACUUAUAAUUGGCGUGACACUCCGGAUUUUGCGCUACCAAUCGAUCCUGAACCAAUCAGCAACAUGCCGAAAAUAAAGCCCACCACUUCGCAAAAAGCCGAUGACAGAGGCGCGGAUUCGGAGACCGGAUACAAUUCAGAACCUUCAUCAUCUCGGAUGUCAAGCAAAUCCCGUGCGAGUCACAUGCUGAGACAACCCUGCGGGUCUAAACUGCAAAAGCAAAAAACGAAGCAAGUCGAACUUAAACGCUCUUCCGUUGAUCGAUGGAUUAAGAAGCUCCAAGAAUCUGAGAAUCUUAAUUCAGGUUUCAUACAAAUUCUCGGAGAAAUACAGAACAACAUAAUAGACCAUCUAGAAACUAUUGAAGAAAAUUUGUACACUUUUUUAAAACAAAAGUUUUGUACCAUACAAGCUGAUGAAAAUUCUAGAACAUUAUUUUUUAGUAAAGAGAUAGAACAUAACAAACAAAUUUUAAAAGUAAAACUGCCAAUAUUUGAUCUAGAACUAUUCAUGGAGUUUGACCAAUCCCUUGGAGAUGAUAAAAAAAAAUUUAAUGCCUUUAGAAAUUUAAUCACAUGCAUAACUGCUGGGAGCCAUCACAUAGAUCAUGAUAUCAACACGAUAAUGCAUUCUACCAUAACUCAGAAAGCUCGUUUUAAUUACUCUGGAGCAGGUAGAACAUAUGGUGGUAUAAAAAAAGAAAACUUCAGUAUAACAAAUGUUUACCACUGCAUGGAGGAUUUACUCACCGAAAAGUAUGAAAAAUCAACAAUAGAAUUAAAGAUAAAGGAUAAAGUCUGUCGUUGGUUCAGUACAAGAAACUACAAUUUUUAAUUCAAGAUUCAUUUUACAAAUCAGAACUAAGCUCAAUAGUCAAAUCACAAAAAGACUGCACUUACUUUGUUACUGAAAAAGGCCAUACAUAUUUUAAGUUUAUUUGAUACAGUCAAUUAUGAUUAUAACAUUAAAUGAAUUAAUAAUUUAUAAUAGCAUGCUUAUAUAUUGUAAAAAUAAUUUUUACUGAUCAAAUGUGAUACAAAAAAUUGUAUUGUAAGAAUUGUAAGAAAACUAAUAAAAUAAGUUUUAUAAAAAUUUUAUUUAAGUUAUGCUAAUAAUCCUCAUAACCAAUUUUCCUUUUCGACAGUUUAAAAUUAUAAUGUGCAUAAUCAUCUUGUUGUUACAUGGAAAUAAUUUCAUACAAAAUAUUUAUAAAUUGAUAUUACACGAUUUUUUACUAUAUUUAAUCUGCAAUCACACAGGUACCUUGGAGUGAAAUAAAAUUUUUACCAUGGGAUAGAAUUCUUGUUAAAAAAGAAAAUAAUCAAGUAGUUAAUUAAGUAUAAAUACAAUUCAUAUUCUCUUGUA
Nasonia vitripennis (jewel wasp) is the source of this 1740-nucleotide messenger RNA. RefSeq lists its product as uncharacterized. Lineage: Eukaryota; Metazoa; Arthropoda; Insecta; Hymenoptera; Pteromalidae. The record is from RefSeq and is a predicted model, not a curated record. The transcript has 4 exons. Bases 439 to 1209 code for a protein of 256 amino acids.